Pocillopora damicornis (cauliflower coral) is the source of this 1413-nucleotide messenger RNA. RefSeq names its product aspartate aminotransferase, mitochondrial. NCBI's taxonomy places the organism in Eukaryota, Metazoa, Cnidaria, Anthozoa, Scleractinia, Pocilloporidae. Gene Ontology annotation, molecular function: L-aspartate:2-oxoglutarate transaminase activity; pyridoxal phosphate binding. Gene Ontology annotation, cellular component: mitochondrion. Gene Ontology annotation, biological process: biosynthetic process; L-aspartate catabolic process. The record is from RefSeq and is a predicted model, not a curated record.
GGGGUUCCAAGGACACAAAACAAUAUCAAUUGUUCUCGAGUUAUGGCUUUUCCACGGGUUGUUGGCCAAUUUUCUUUAAAAUGUAACCCUGCAAAGAUCUGCUUCCUGGCAUCAUCAAGAUCAAGCUCAUGGUGGUCACAGGUAGAGCUUGGUCCCCCAGAUGCCAUUCUUGGAAUAACAGAAGCUUUCAAAAAAGAUACAAACCCCAAGAAAAUCAAUCUUGGGGUUGGAGCUUAUAGAGAUGAUUCAGGAAAACCUUAUGUUCUGCCUUCAGUGAGAAAGGCUGAAGAACUGCUGAUAGCUAAAAAGCAAGACAAAGAGUAUGGUCCCAUCCAUGGUUUACCAGAAUUCACUGGAGCUGCUGCCAAACUAGCCUUUGGAGAAGAUAGUGAAGUUAUAAAAAAUAGUUUGAAUGCAUCUGCACAGGCAAUCUCAGGUACUGGAGCUCUUAGGAUUGGAACAGCUUUUCUGAAAAGCUUUUUCCCUGGAAGUAAGGAUGUCUGGUUGCCUACACCAUCUUGGGGAAACCACACUCCAAUCUUGAAACAUUCAGGACUGGGAGUAAAACAAUAUCGGUACUAUGAUCCACAAACUUGUGGUUUUGACUUCAAAGGCUGUAUAGAGGAUAUUUCAAAAAUUCCAGAAAAUUCAGUGGUCAUGUUACAUGCAUGUGCUCAUAAUCCAACAGGAGUGGAUCCAAAGGAAGAGGAAUGGAAAGAGUUAUCAGAUGUCAUAAAGAAAGGCAAACUAUUUCCUUAUUUUGACAUGGCAUACCAAGGUUUUGCCAGUGGAGACACUGACAAGGAUGCAUGGGCCCUGAGAUACUUUAUAAAGGAAGGACACAAAGUACUGGUAGCUCAGUCAUUUGCCAAGAACAUGGGUCUCUAUGGUGAGAGAGUAGGAAUGAUCACAGCCACUUGUGAAUCGAAAGAGGAGGCAGAGCGAGUCCUGUCACAGAUCAAGAUCCUUAUCCGCCCCCUUUACUCCAACCCUCCAAUCCAUGGGGCCCGCAUAGCAGGUACUGUCCUCAGUGACCCUGAACUGAGACCACAAUGGGAGGUGGAAGUCAAAGGAAUGGCCGACAGAAUAAUUUCCAUGAGACAACAACUUGUAGAUAACUUGAAGAAAGAAGGUUCAUCUCACAACUGGUCUCACAUAACAGAUCAGAUUGGAAUGUUUUGCUUCACAGGGCUUAAACCUGAUCAGGUUGAAAGACUCACAAAAGAAUUUUCAAUCUAUUUGACCAAGGAUGGACGUAUUUCGAUCGCUGGUGUGACAUCCGGAAAUGUGGGAUACUUAGCUCAAGCAAUGCAUGAAGUAACAAAAUGAUGGACUCAAAAUUCUAGUUACCUUUAUUCUUUGUCUGACAAUUAUAAAAGUGCUGUCCAAGUUUCUACAGUAUAAUCAACAUGG